AGAAGAGGACAGGCUGCACACAUGUUCGUUUCCGGGGUCAGUCCGCACGCUGCCAGACUGUAAACACAGGUUACUGUCAGAUUCAAAGAAGAAUUGGUAACAUUGGGCUAUGAGGUGGUGUUUUUGUUGAGGCUCAGAGAAGCACAGACAUGAAGAACAGAGGUGGUGGCUAUGUGGACGGUCGGCUCAGACAGAGAGUGGAGCAGUAUUUGUCAACCUGCACCAGUCAGUAUGUGGACCUGUCAGCCAUGGCCCUUGAACUUCAAAAACAGUACAGAAUGGAGUAUGGCAGGAGAAACAAGACAGCUUUCAGGAUACAGGUGGAGAGAGUGUAUGAAGCAAUCACAAAGGAGUCCGGGCUGAAUGAUCUAGAGAGCAAACACUUGGCUAAGAGGGCCAAGCACAGCCACAAUGACACUGGUGAAGGCAGCAGCAGCAGCAACUCAGAGGAGUCUUCUGACAGUGACGACCAAAUUCUGGAGAACACUCCCACCAACCAUAUGAACAGCUCUCUUACAUCUCUCUACCGGAAGGGACAGCCUGACUCCAACACGUCGUCACCCAGGAGAGAUCAGUCUGCUGCCAGCGUUCCUCCCAGCGCAGCCAGCCUCCCUCCCAGCGCAGGGACACUGGUUUCCACAGGAGGCUGGUUCAUUGAUAGAGGCAGAGGCCCUGAGAAGAGCAACAUCUUCAUCGACCUGUGUGAAGAGGAGCCAACGAAUACAGCAACAAAUCAGACUGAUGUAUCCAUGCUGGAGCCUGAGAAAUAUCCCAAAAAGACAAAGAAAAGGACAAAGGGCUCUGCUGAAACUACAGAGUCUCGCACCCUGAAUAAAAAAGCAAAGUCAAAGUCACUAGAGCUGCAGUAUCCCACACUGAAGUUUGAAGAUGUAGGAGGUAAUGAAGAGACGUUGACGGACGUGUGUAAGCUACUGAUCCACAUGCGACACCCAGAGGUGUACCAGCAGCUGGGAAUGGUUCCUCCAAGGGGCUUUCUCCUCCAUGGACCUCCUGGCUGUGGAAAGACCCUGCUGGCCCAGGCUGUGGCCGGGGAGCUGGAGCUGCCCAUGCUGAAGGUGUCUGCUCCGGAGCUGGUGUCAGGAGUGUCUGGAGAGUCUGAACAGAAGCUCAGAGAGCUGUUUGACCUGGCUGUGAGCUCUGCCCCGUGUAUCCUGUUCAUAGAUGAGAUAGAUGCCAUCACGCCCAAGAGAGAGGUUGCUUCUAAAGACAUGGAGAGGAGGAUUGUAGCCCAGCUGUUAACCUGCAUGGACGAUUUGAACAGUUUGACAGUGAUGGCUCAGGUCCUGGUCAUCGGUGCCACUAACAGGCCGGACUCCCUGGACCCGGCCCUCCGCAGAGCGGGACGCUUUGACAGAGAAAUCUGCCUGGGUAUCCCUGAUGAAGCAGCUCGUCUCAGGAUCUUGAAGACAUUGUGUCGAAAGCUCAAGCUGCCGGAAGACUUUGACUACCAGCAGCUGGCCCGGCUCACCCCAGGCUACGUGGGCGCAGAUCUCAUGGCUCUGUGCCGAGAAGCUGCCAUGAGUGCUGUCAACAGGGUUCUGCUGGAAUUAAGAGGACAGAGCCAGAGCUCUAGUACAGAGCUAUUAACAAACAGUGUUCAGACUGAGACUGUUAUGAUGGAGGGAGAGGUCAGAGAGCAGCAGCCAACAGAUAUAAACCCAGAACCUCAGGAAGAGUCGGGGCAGAAUCACGUGGAGCAGGGGGAGCUGUGGCACCUGCUGCAACUGCUGAAGAACACGGAGACGCUGUCAGAGGAAGAGCUGGCCGGCCUGUCCAUCCUCAUGUCAGACUUCAAGGCCUCUCUAGCCAGUGUCCAGCCCUCAGCCAAGAGGGAGGGCUUCGCCACCGUGCCAGAUGUCACGUGGGAGGACGUGGGAGCCCUGCAGGACAUCAGAGAGGAUCUCACCAUGGCCAUACUGGCUCCGGUGCGUUCUCCAGAGCAGUUCAAGGCUCUGGGACUCAGCGCCCCAUCUGGUGUGCUGCUGGCUGGACCUCCAGGAUGUGGAAAAACUCUGCUGGCCAAGGCAGUGGCCAAUGAGUCAGGCCUCAACUUCAUCUCUGUCAAAGGUCCAGAGCUGCUCAACAUGUAUGUUGGAGAGAGUGAGCGGGCUGUCAGGCAAGUCUUUCAGAGAGGACGCAACUCUGCUCCAUGUGUCAUCUUCUUUGAUGAGGUUGAUGCUCUGUGUCCUCGCCGCUCAGGCCAUGAGUCAGGAGCCAGUGUGCGGGUGGUCAACCAGCUGCUCACAGAGAUGGACGGCUUAGAGACACGGCGGCAGGUCUUCAUCAUGGCUGCAACCAACAGACCAGAUAUCAUUGACCCUGCCAUACUGAGGCCAGGUCGCCUGGAUAAAACCUUGUAUGUGGGUCUGCCGCCUCCAGCAGACCGCCAUGCCAUCCUGCUCACAAUAACCAAGGGAGGGACCAGACCUCAGCUGGAGCAGGAUGUCUGUCUUAAAGAGAUCGCCUUCGACGAGCGCUGUGACUGCUUCACUGGAGCUGAUCUGACUGCAUUAGUGAGAGAAGCAUCUGUGAACGCCCUGAGGGCCUACAUGAAGUCCCAGCAUUCCUCAGCUUCUUCUCCUGGUCACUCGUUCUCCUCCGGCUCUGUCACUGACAUCAAAGUGAGCAAACACAACUUUGAUGAUGCCUUUAAGAAAGUUCGUCCAUCUGUGUCCAAAAAGGAUCAGAAGAUGUACGAGCAGCUCAGAGAGUCCCUCAGCAGAUAACAUCGAGACCAGAACCAAAGACGUCACCAGCAACAGUUGAACUCUGACUUUAGUUAGGGGUGAAUAAUUAAAUGUCAUUUAUGUAUACACAUUUUAUUAUUAUACCUGCUUUUAUAAUAAAAAGUGUGUAGAAACCAAA
Messenger RNA from Epinephelus lanceolatus (giant grouper), 2886 nucleotides. NCBI's taxonomy places the organism in Eukaryota, Metazoa, Chordata, Actinopteri, Perciformes, Serranidae. The record is from RefSeq and is a predicted model, not a curated record.